Phytophthora nicotianae INRA-310 is the source of this 870-nucleotide messenger RNA. RefSeq lists its product as hypothetical. Bases 1 to 870 code for a protein of 289 amino acids. Lineage: Eukaryota; Oomycota; Peronosporomycetes; Peronosporales; Peronosporaceae. The record is from RefSeq and is a predicted model, not a curated record. The transcript has a single exon.
AUGCUGUCACUAGCUCAAGAAAGGCUUGAGGAACUUAACGGCAUUCAACCUCAAGACGAUGGCGCUAUAGAUGUUUACGAACAAAGUGGGAAGUCGCCAUGGACAUCGCGCCCUAGCUCUACUGAUUCUGGCUGGCACGUGAAUUUCCCGAAUGGUGAGCCUUCUUUCCACUUCCAGCCCUUUACUCGCGAUCACUUCGACGAAGUUAUCGAGACGUGUGUUCGCCUACUUGGUGAUUGUCCACCGUAUAUCAAACUGGUGGGCACGAUGUUCGGCUGGAACAUGCAUUGCGCUCCGUUGACUCGAAGACUAGAGGGUGGGUUGCCCGUGACCCACGCUAGAUUUACGACUCGACUGAACCGCUCGUUCGACGACAUUAACAGCACAAUGCCGAAAUUGGGGUUCAAUGCAUGGCCACUAAUAUCAACGCCCCCAAAUUGGAAUCGUUGUCAACGUGAUGCGGUAUAUACGGAAUUUCUGCAAGAGUUCGAGAAGGACGCGUAUGUGAUGGUAUGCAACGUUCCCGGGCCGAAACAUUACCGCUUUUUAUUUCUACUGCGAAGAUUGUCUUGGAAACGACGAAAUGGAAAGCGCGUUAGCCAUUACAUGAUGGUUAUUGCGGAUACAAAGGCCAAUGCACUCAACCGUGCCGCUGUGGAGUCUCAGGAUGCUGUCAACUGGGUACUUGAAGGGGGAACGUUCCUCACUUUUACAGAAGUAGACGAUAAAUCGGUUGACGUGAGCUACGACCACUGGACAAGUUGCGAAGAUGAACGACACGCUCAACUUCUGUUUAUCCAGUGGGCACAAUUUCUUUGUCGGUGGUCGGAGAGAAUAUCCCCGUCAAACCUCCUUCAACCAGAGAUCUAA